UCCUUCCACGGGACGGGUGAGGGCGCUGGGCCCCUGCUGGCACGAGCUCGGCGUUGGUCCUGGGUGGACUAGAUAACUGCUCCCACAGGAGAGGUGGGAUCGUCACCAGAUAGUGUUCCUUCCCCCGCCAGUAGCUAUCUACAACAUUGGGCCGAGGGACUUCAUCUUUGGAGAAAGAGAGAGCGCGAAAGAGAGAGGAUGUCUCUCUCAGACUGGCAUCUGGCAGUGAACCUGGCUGACCAGCCACUUGCCCCUAAAUCUAUUCUUCAGUUGCCAGAGACAGAACUGGGAGAGUACUCAUUAGGGAACUAUAGCAUUUCAUUUCUGAAGCAGCUUAUUGCUGGCAAACUCCAGGAAUCUGUUCCAGACCCAGAGCUGAUUGAUCUGAUCUACUGUGGCCGGAAGCUAAAAGAUGACCAGACACUUGACUUCUAUGGCAUUCAGCCAGGGUCCACAGUCCACGUUCUGCGCAAGUCCUGGCCUGAGCCUGAUCAGAAACCAGAACCUGUGGACAAAGUAGCUGCACAGAGGGAGUUCCGGGUGCUGCACACUGCCUUGCACAGCAGCUCCUCCUACAGGGAAGCGGUCUUUAAGAUGCUCAGCAAUAAGGAGUCUCUGGACCAGAUCAUUGUGGCCACCCCAGGCCUCAGUAGCGACCCCAUUGCUUUAGGGGUUCUCCAGGACAAGGAUCUCUUCUCUGUCUUUGCUGAUCCCAAUAUGCUGGAUACAUUGGUGCCUGCUCACCCAGCCCUGGUCAAUGCCAUCAUCCUGGUUCUGCACUCAGUAGCAGGCAGCACCCCAAUGCCUGGUGCUGACGCCUCUUCACGGAGCAUGCCUUCCAGCUCCUACCGGGAUAUGCCAGGUGGCUUCCUGUUUGAAGGGCUCUCGGAUGAUGAGGAAGACUUUCACCCAAGCACCCGAUCUACACCCUCUAGCAGCACCCCUAGCUCCCGCCCAGCGUCCCUGGGGUACAGCGGAGCUGCUGGGCCCAGGCCCAUCACCCAGAGCGAGCUGGCCACUGCCUUAGCCCUAGCCAGCACCCCAGAGAGCAGCUCUCACACACCGACUCCUGGCACCCAGGGCCAUUCCUCAGGCACCUCACCAAUGUCCUCUGGAGUCCAGUCAGGGACACCCAUCACCAACGAUCUCUUCAGCCAAGCCCUCCAGCAUGCCCUACAGGCCUCUGGGCAGCCCAACCUGCAGAGCCAGUGGCAGCCCCAGCUGCAGCAGCUGCGAGACAUGGGCAUCCAGGACGACGAGCUGAGCCUGCGGGCCCUGCAGGCCACUGGAGGGGACAUCCAAGCUGCCCUGGAGCUCAUCUUUGCUGGAGGCGCCCCAUGAGCCCCCUGUUCCUCUUGUUUCACUGGUGGGGGGUGCCCCAUGAAGGUGCCUCCACGUCUCCUCCCCAAUACACCCGAUGUUUAACUCUG
Molecule: messenger RNA, 1430 nt
Organism: Chinchilla lanigera (long-tailed chinchilla)
Lineage: Eukaryota; Metazoa; Chordata; Mammalia; Rodentia; Chinchillidae
Gene: Ubl7
Product: ubiquitin-like 7
Exons: 11
Coding region: 199-1341 (380 amino acids)
Biological process (GO): ubiquitin-dependent protein catabolic process
Cellular component (GO): cytosol
Molecular function (GO): polyubiquitin modification-dependent protein binding
Source: RefSeq, a predicted model, not a curated record